AGAAAUAAAACAAGAAUGGGUUUUCGCUUACCUAGUAUUAGACGAUCAUCAUUUAGUGCAAGCCAAGCAUCUAUCAAGGAAACAGAAGUCCCAAAAGGCUACCUUGCGGUAUAUGUUGGAGAGGAAAUUAAGAGGUUCUUGAUUCCAGUUUCAUUCUUGAACCAACCUUCAUUUCAAGAAUUGUUGAGCCAAGCUGAAGAGGAGUUCGGUUACUGUCAUCCAAUGGGUGGCCUCACAAUUCCCUGCAAGGAAGAUGUCUUCUUACAAACAACUUCUCAAUUGAACAAAUUGUAACUAAUUCAUACUGCAAAAAAGUCGUAUGAACGAUAACAUAACACAAUAGGAUUGACUAGUUGAGACAACUUUUGUAUAUCAGGACUUUUUUUUUCUAUUUUUUAUGUUUCCUCUUAAGUGGAAAUCUGAAAUGAGAACCUUGCAAAACUAUAUUCUUGCAAA
Messenger RNA from Cicer arietinum (chickpea), 456 nucleotides. The record is from RefSeq and is a predicted model, not a curated record. NCBI's taxonomy places the organism in Eukaryota, Viridiplantae, Streptophyta, Magnoliopsida, Fabales, Fabaceae.